Rubroshorea leprosula is the source of this 1055-nucleotide messenger RNA. The record is from the annotation of a GenBank genome assembly. Lineage: Eukaryota; Viridiplantae; Streptophyta; Magnoliopsida; Malvales; Dipterocarpaceae.
AAUUAUAACAUUAUUGUCUUAUCAAAGAUAUCAGAGGUUCAGGUACUCAACUUUGGUUGAAAAUGGCGAAGGGGGGAUCAUCAGCUUCAGCAGCAGCGUUGAUUCUGAAUAUCAUCAACUCUGUCUUCACCGCUUGUGGCAUAGCCAUAUCCUUGUAUGCACUCUACUGUUCGGUAGGUUUGAAAUCCGAAGUUCCACAGCAACCAUUACAUCUCCACAAUUCCUUAAAUCAGCUGUUGCUUGCGCCUGAUGCCUCCAUCCAAUUAUCCCGUAAGCCUCCUACAGCCUGGUUUAUUUAUUUUCUACUCACUGUUGCUGCGACCCUGUUCGUGAUAUCCUUUUUCGGAUAUAUUGGAUCUGUAAUGAGGAACCCCCGCUGUCUGGGCUUUUACUCAGUGUUGUUGGUGACACUCUUUUUGGCACAAUUAGGAGCAGUUGCUUCCAUGUUCUUACAACCCAUAUGGGACAAGGAUUUGUCCAAAGACAGGAGUAGCAAUCUGCAAUCUGCUUCUUAUUUCCUUAAGGUCAACUGGAAAAUAAUUAGAUGGCUCAUUCUAGCUGUACCUAUUUUGGAGGUGAUUGCUUUCGUGCUAGCCUUGUACCUGCGAUCUGUGAACAAAGAUCCGCAGGGAAUUGUUGAAUACCAGAAGAUUGUUUUCCAUAAUGAUCAUAUAGCUGUGCCUGUGAAGAGAAACAUGUCAUCUACUACCGAACCUUCAACUGGUGGGAAAAAACAAGAGCAACUUAAACAAUGGUUGAGCCCUUUACUGGGGGCAAAGAACAACAGAAACACCAGACAUAACUAGGCAUAUAUGCGGGUAGCAGCUAAUCUUGUGACAUUAACAAGGGCACUGCAACAAGAACAGGAACAUGGUAGAUUGAUAAUAAUGAUGAUCGCUAAGCAUAGAUAAUACAAUUGUUGUUUCUUUGUUAUAACCCUUUUGAAAUCUGAAUCAUUGAGCCUUUGAUUGUAUUGUUAAAGUGAAUCUCUCCUUUGUCAGACAAUAUGGUUACUUGAAAACAACCGAAUUUCUCAAGAAAGGUUGUGAUUUUCA